AAAACCGAUAAUGGUAUCAGCUUCAUAAUAGUACGAAAUCUGCUCAGUCGUUGUUACCUCCUAUAUUAAAUAAUGAUAAUAAAACCAUGGCGGAACGGGCAAUAAAUCAAAAAAAGGCCCAGUUUUUGAACACAUUCGCCCCAAAAAGUGCCUCAUUCGAUGAAUUAGUUAGAGAUAAGCUAGAACCGGGCAAAUUUCUCUUAACAAAAACAGGAUGGACAAAAAUACUGGCAAUAAUCGUGUGUUUAGCAGCUUUGGCCCUGUUUUUGGCGCAAAGCUGGGACCAGUGCUACGACAGACCCGACUGGUUCACUACCGUUUUUCCCGUCUGUGUCGGGUGUAAUGUUGGAGUACAGUUUCUGUUUUAUUUGAUGUUCUCAUGCGGGGGCACAGUGAAAUAUCCAGGAAAGUGGGUCACAGCUGACAUAAUUUUGAAUCUAAUAUUUUCUCUUGUUGGAAUUAUUGGUUCGGUGAUGACAGUGUCGACGACCAUCGAAUGUAGAGAAAAUCCCACCAUGCAUAAAGUGCCAGGAUUUUUAGGAAUUGUUGGCGGGGUUCUCUCGGUUGUGGGCUGCGCUGCAAUAUUUCUUAUGUAUCGAUAUGUGGAAGAAGAAGACGAGGGGCCAGUUCCCCAAACGCCGUUAGAACGAAAUAUAGAUCUCAGAAAAUCAAUACAUGCCUAAACGCAAUGUCGCAAAUUUUUAACACUAUGUCUACAUACAAAGUAUUUGAGAUUAAUUUAUUACAAACGUUUGUGAAAAGCAGAAUCACAAUAAAAUUUAUAGAAAAAUA
Tribolium castaneum (red flour beetle) is the source of this 792-nucleotide messenger RNA. RefSeq lists its product as uncharacterized. The record is from RefSeq and is a predicted model, not a curated record. NCBI's taxonomy places the organism in Eukaryota, Metazoa, Arthropoda, Insecta, Coleoptera, Tenebrionidae. The transcript is spliced from 4 exons. Bases 87 to 683 code for a protein of 198 amino acids.